This is a messenger RNA of Trematomus bernacchii (emerald rockcod), 6411 nucleotides long. It is a transcript of the gene mmel1, whose product is annotated as membrane metallo-endopeptidase-like 1. The transcript is spliced from 24 exons. Gene Ontology annotation, biological process: protein processing. The record is from RefSeq and is a predicted model, not a curated record. Bases 168 to 2471 code for a protein of 767 amino acids. Gene Ontology annotation, molecular function: metalloendopeptidase activity. Lineage: Eukaryota; Metazoa; Chordata; Actinopteri; Perciformes; Nototheniidae. Gene Ontology annotation, cellular component: plasma membrane.
CUGAGCUGGAUAACGUCUCCUUCAACCCGCAGCACAGACUCAUUUCUCUACACACCAGCUCUGAGUGGAUGCUCAGCAGGGGUGUUUGAGAUAUUAGCGCGCUGUGGGGGGAAACGGCUCAGGGACUUCUACCAUCCACAUACAAAGAGCCGGCAGUCAGGAGGAAUAUGGGCAAAUCCGAAAGCCAAAUGGAUAUCAUGGAGAAAUCAAGUAAACCUGGAAAGCGCCGUUGGACUGUUGCAGAAAUCGGUCUGUCCGUGCUGCUGCUGUUGGUCAGCUGUGCCUUGGCUGGGUUGGCAGUCCUCUACACAUCGGUUGUGAAAGAGCAAUCCAACAGGACAACUUUGUCGAGGAGCACAACAAGUGAAGGCCAGCUGAUUCGCUCCAACAGUGUGUGUACAACUGCAGACUGUGUUACUGCAGCUGCUCGACUGUUGCAGAACAUGGAUAAGUCUGUGGAGCCUUGUGAUAACUUCUACCAGUACGCGUGCGGGGGUUGGCUGGAGAGACACGUGAUCCCGGAGACGAGCUCCCGCCACAGCAUCUUUGACAUUCUGCGGGACAAGCUAGAGAUUGUACUCAAAGGUGUUCUCGAGACGGACAAUGAAGAGGACAGAAAUGCCAUCAAGAAGGCCAAAGUCCUUUACAACUCCUGCAUGAAUGAGAGCCUCAUAGAGCAGCGUGACUCUAGGCCCCUCCUGAGGCUCAUCGAGAGUAUCGGGGACUGGCCUGUGGCGACAGAUGACUGGAACAUCACUACCGAGGAAGCAUGGAGCCUUGAGGACACACUGGCCAAGCUUACUGCUCAUUUCCACAAGAAGGUUCUGCUGGACAUGUAUGUGUGGACGGACGACCGGGACUCUCGGCGCCAUAUAAUUUAUAUUGACCAGCCGGGACUUGGAAUGCCAUCAAGAGACUAUUACUUCAACGAUGGAAACUACAAAAAAGUUCGAGAGGCCUAUCUACACUUCAUGGUUUCUAUUGCGAAGAUAACUCGAGAGGACAGGAACUUGACUCAGGAUGACGACCGAGUGUGGGAGGAAAUGAUACAAGUGCUGGAGCUGGAGACAGACAUCGCCAAUGCCACAUCACCGGCAGAGGAGCGCCAAGAUGUCACCGUUCUCUACAACAAGAUGACACUUGGAGAGCUACAGAGCACAUUCAACUUUAAUGGUUUUAACUGGACACGUUUUAUCCAAGGUGUUCUGGCCAGCGUGUCUGUUGACAUCCAGCUGGAGGAGGAGGUGGUGGUGUACAGCUCUCCGUACCUCGAGAAGAUGAAUGACGUUCUCCCCAAACACAGUGUCAGGACUAUGCAGAACUACCUCACCUGGCAGCUCAUCAUUGACAGGGUUAAUAGCUUGAGCCGCCGUUUCAAAGACGCCAGAGCCCGUUACAGAAAGACUCUCUACGGGACCACUGUGGAGGAUGCUUGGUGGCGGGAAUGUGUCCGGUAUGUCCAGAACAGCAUGGAGAACGCAGUUGGAGCUCUGUAUGUGCAUGAGACUUUUGCUGGAGAAAGCAAACGAAUGGUCAGUGACCUUAUCGGUAAGAUCCAGCAAGCGUAUGUGGAAACACUGGAGGAGUUGAGCUGGAUGGAUACUCCUUCGAAGGAGAAGGCAAGAGAGAAGGCCAUGGCAAUCAAGGAGCAUAUUGGCUAUCCGGAUCAUAUUCUGCAGAAAAGCAACCAGAAGCUUGACCAGGAGUACGCUCAUCUGAAUUUUAGUGAAGAAAACUACUUUGAGAACAUCCUUGAAAACCUCAAGUCUGAAGCACAGAAGAGUCUGAAGAAGCUCAGAGAACCAGUCGACCCAGACUUGUGGAUCAUUGGUGCUGCUGUGGUGAACGCAUUCUACUCACCCAACAGGAAUCAGAUAGUCUUUCCAGCAGGAAUCCUGCAGCCGCCUUUCUUCAGUAAACAUCAGCACCAGGCCCUUAACUUCGGUGGAAUAGGAAUGGUUAUCGGACAUGAGAUCACACACGGAUUUGAUGACAAUGGGCGUAAUUUUGACAAAGAUGGUAAUAUGCUGAACUGGUGGAGUAAUUUCUCUGCUGAGCAUUUUAAAGAUCAGUCACAGUGCAUGGUGCAACAAUAUGGCAACUUCAACUGGAAGCUGGCAGGUGGACAAAACGUCAGUGGAAUCAGCACUUUGGGGGAGAACAUUGCAGACAAUGGAGGUGUUCGUCAAGCAUUUAAGGCUUACCUAAAGUGGGUGGAGAUGAACGGCGAGGAUUCUCGUCUCCCUGGUCUAGACAUGGACCACAAGCAACUGUUCUUUCUUAACUUUGCCCAAGUAUGGUGUGGUGCUUAUCGGCCCGAGUAUGCCAGCCAGUCUAUCAAGACUGACUCACACAGUCCUUUAGAGUACAGGGUGCUUGGAUCUCUCCAGAAUUUCGAAGCGUUCUCAGAAGCUUUCCAGUGCAAGAAGGGCAGUCUGAUGAACCCCGAGCAGAAGUGUCGUGUCUGGUAGAAAGUUUUACUCUUGAGAAAAAUAUAUUUCUUGACUUGGGCAACUCAAAUCAUAAGAGCAAGUUCUCCACCUUAAACCCACAUAGACAUCCCUGCUUAUUUCCAAUGUAUUUUGGGCAGAGUAACGACACAGAUUUUUGCAUAUACUGUAGACGGAUAACAUCCUGGACUACACCCUAGUUUCAAAUCAUGAAGCAUGUAUAGUAUAGAAAGAAACUUGCUAGAGUAUCUUCUCAAGUUUGACGCGGUGUCUCCGGAUGAAAAGGUCACUUGUUCUUUCUUUGCUCUGUCCCACGGCAGAUGACGAGUGGGUACAUGAAUAUAAAGGCUAUAUAGAAUGGUUGAGGCUUAAAUGGCCCGUUUGAAAUGCUUUGCCAGCCUUUCUUGAACUACUUCUUUAAAAAAUCUCUUGUGCAGAUCUUGUGAUUGAUCCAUUAUCGUUUGGCGCUAAGCUGCCUUGGUAUCUCUACUCUAAUGUUUUGUUUUUAAGACAUUGUGCCACUUCAUAAGAAACAAUAGUGAACAAAUCUAACUCUGACUGAAGAGUGUGAAAUAAAUGAAAGCUCAGGGCUUUGCCGAAGUAAACUACAAUAGAAUUAGUCACACUCUGAGAGUUUGUUCAUUCACUGUUACAUGAAACAAAUUACCUAAAGACUUUAAGACUGUUAAAUCUGUGCAGCUUUAACCUUAAAUUAACAUUCUGAAAGAGCUGCGGCUUUCAACAUUUUUACACUUACAGAGUGGAUAAACAUUUAAAAUGUACAGAACUUUUUGAAGGAUAAUUUUUCUAAGUUUCUUUAUCACGUCCUGCAAAAGAUUGUUGCUCACUGCAGAAUUUUUGUUUGUGUGUCCUUUCCUGUAAGUAACCAUAUUCCAGAUGUUUUGAAAAGUACUAGUCGCCUGCUUCUUUUAUAGAUAGUGAGAGAACACCUGUGAUAUUGAUAAAAAAAACAACAAUGUAUAUCAGUUUAGAUACAGGUUUGGAUAUACAGUAGGUUGCUAAUCACAGCUGUGUUGUGUGCUUGAAGCCCAUUCCAUCUAUCUCUCUGAUCUAUUCGCCCUGUUACGUCAUUUUGAGAGGCUAUCAAGCUAUGUAAACACAUAAAAUGUGCCAUUUGUUGUAUGACACUUACCUACAUUUAUUCAAAGUUAUAUUGUCUGCUUGUAUGCUAUCUGUAAUUUUAACUCAACAUGGUGAUUGAUAUGUAGAAGAACAGUAAUUUACUUCACGAUGCGGUCCCCUGAGAGGAGAAGAACACACAGUGAUUACACAACUUUUAACCUCUGGGCAUACCCAAUUACUUGCUGAGGGAAAGGGAGAAGACAAACCCAUCACACACACACACACACACACACACACACACACACACACACACACACACACACACACACACACACACACGUCGGCAGGCAGCAGAUGAAGUGGUGUGCCCUGUGAUCUCACAUUGAUCAGUGCUGUGUAAGAUGAAAGGAUGAAGUGCAGUGUGCUGAAGCGUGGUGACCGCUGUAGCCGAACAACCCGCCAGCAGCCAGACACACACCGAAGAAUGGGGCUUGUCAUUAAAGAGAUGGCCAGGGCCAGGACUGUUAUUUUCUACCUUUAUUAUCAAGUAAUGACAGGAGAAUCAAAGCAGAGCAGAACUCAUAAGAGAGGUACUGUCUGCAGUACAAACAGCAGAAACACAAACAAACAGGCGGUUUUUUUUAAGGUUUGCUUGUCACUGGACACAUUCAGGAUGCCUUGGUGAACUGAACACGACUUUUAGGUCUCAACAGAGGCUGCAGAAUUGAAUGUGCAUAUUGAAGCUUUAGUCUGUCUUUACAUAUUGGCAAAUACUGUUGUGUUAAGCAGAGGGAGAGGACACUGAUAAAAAAAAAAAAAGGACUGUUUACUCAGAAUGUAUUUGGUGAUAGUGUGCUGCCAUCACAAAGCAAAAGGUUUGACAUUUUGGGAGAUGAUUAACCUGGAUAAGAAAUUGUCUGUUAAUUAUAAGCAACAGUCAGAUGGCCCAGUUAGCUUAGCGUAAAACAGGAAAAAGGGAGAAACAGCUAGUCUAACACAGCAUCCACACGGCAGCGUGCGUUGAAGCUUGCCGGCGGGCGUGUCUGAAGCUCGACCAACAACCAAUCACAUGAAUAUCCCGCCCCGGACACACAAGCACGCGGUUUGAUUGGCUAGAGCUUGUACUGGCAUAUGAUUUGAUUGGCAGACACUUCCGUCGAAGCUUGAAAAGUUGAACUUUUCUCAACUUUUGAAGCGAGCAACGGAGGCAAAGCGAAGCGACGGAACCACAAUGCAGUUCGGCAAAGCGUGACGUCACCCCAUUCAAAGUGAAUGGGAAGCAGCGUUGAAGCUUUAACGCACGCCUACGUGUGGACGGGCCGUAAGGAGCAAAAACAGACGUAAGCCAUUGAAAAAAAAAACGGAACAGAAAAAGAAAACAUCGGCACUGAUAAACUUAUAUUUGGCAGGCAUUUGUGCUAUAAACCUAACACUUGUUGCAGCGGACGUGAGUAAAAAUUAAACACUAAAUAGAAACGGUAAGGAAACCUUCACUGAAGAUACUCCUAUUAACAAAAAAAUAGGAACACAAUAAGAUAUUAGAUUGUAGUUAUGUCAUCAAAAUGACAAGUGUGGUAUACUUUCCUGGAGGUUCGUUUUUUUUGUAAUUCUUGUGUUUUAUUUUUGUCAUAAUUUAUUUUGGAAAAAAAAACAUUUAAUUCAAUGGCAAAAUGUAAAUUCACUGUCUGGACUCUAAAACAUUCUGUCUCUAUUCAAUGGUAACAAAAUCUGCCUUCCAGUUCCUUUGAAAUUGACAAGCUAAUAGUUAAGUGAAAAACAAUAUGCAUUGUAUGUAGUUCUCAUCUCCCUACGGUCACUGAAAAAGUUUACGAACAAAUGCCAUAAAGAGAGCGAAUAUAAGAACUCAUGUGCAGCAUAACAAAGUGUUUUUACGGUGCUUUGUUGUGCAAAAAUAUUAUUUUUUAAGCAAUAGCUGGGCAGAAAUAGUUGUUCAGACUACAAUCACUGGGAUAGUAAAUUGAUUUUUCAAAACAUUUAUUGGAUGUUUUAUGACAAAUUUGUUAUCUAUAGUUCAGCUGUAAGCUUUCAUUUUUCAGCUGCUCUUUUCGCUUUUUUCGGCCAUUUGGUCGUAACGUUUUCUGUGAAAUUAGAGAGCCUACUCUGUAUAAAAGAUAUCGUUUUAGAUGAAUGAAAAACUAGUGUAAAAAGAUAAAUUAAUGAUUAAUUAUCAUCUCAACUAGACUAUUCUCACAAAUGUAAAUACAGAUUAAGCAGUCUGUCUGCUAGGCUAAGCUAAUCGGCUGCUGUAGCCUUACAACAGACAAAAUACAUGAGUAUCAAUCUUCUUAUCUCACUCUUCUCCAGAAAGCAAAAGAGCGUAUCUCCCAAAAUGUCAAACUACUCAUUUAAACAAGGCACAUGUAUCUUGUCUGGUUCAGAGAAAUACUGAAGGAUAAAUCACGAGGUACGGAUUUAUCACGGGUUGCUGUUUGAAGGGCAACAGUUUGGACUGGACUGUUUAUCAGGUUUCCUCAAAAAGAGUCAAACUGUUCAAAAUAGUAAGCUGAACUCUAAAGGGUAAAUAUACAAUGUGUUAUUGUAGAUACUUGAUGUUCUAUACUGCAGUAUUUACAUAUUAAAGUUUUUAAUUAGGUAAGAGAAGAACCUCUUACCAUUGUUUUAGCUUCACAUUUACGUACAUGUUGAAAUUGUGUCGUUUUGAAAUUACCAGCCAAGUACAAACACAUUUUUGUUAUAUAUGAAAAUAUGUAUACCCAUCAGAAGAGUUUAUUUAUCUAUAUGAAUAUUUAUGAAAUACCAUUGUUGCUUUGCAAGAUUUUAGACGUUAAAGAUGUUUUCUGAAUGUUCCUGCUGCUAUGUAAUUAUCUAGAUUGCCAUUAAAGUGACUGUCUCAACU